CACCCGGUGAUCUCCAAGUAUUACCGAUGGGGGAGAGACCUGUAUGUAAACAAUACAAAUCUCUCCCACCAGCUCCUGCACACUGCUUUGUAUGGCUCUGCAGAGCCAUACAAAGCAGUGUGCUUACAGUGUAAAGCACACACAGCCCACAUAGCAAAACAGCACACAGCACACAGUUAACCCUUUGAUCGUCCCACAUGUUAACACCUUCCUGCCCAGUGCCAUUAGUACAGUGUCAGUGCUAUUUAUUAGCACUGAUCACUGUAUUGAUGUCACUGGGGAUGUCAGUGACACCAAGUCAGUUCCCCCCCAUGUCAGAAUGCCCACCGCAGUCCCGCUAU
This is a messenger RNA of Staurois parvus, 341 nucleotides long. Lineage: Eukaryota; Metazoa; Chordata; Amphibia; Anura; Ranidae. The record is from the annotation of a GenBank genome assembly.